CUGUUUCUUUGGUACAAGAAAAAAAGCGAUUCACAAAAGAAAGUGAAAUUAAAGCCUUUAAAUUCAGUGGGAUUUCGUGCAUUUACGACAAUUUUCGGUGCAGGAGAAUAAUGUGCCACCGAAGAAGUGCUUGAAAUAGUGUAAAUCGUACCAGACGUUAAUUGUGGGGGGAAUUAAGCUUUGUGCAGCGCUUCUUCUGCGAGUUGGCGGAUAACAAUAACACACGAAUGACGUGGAUGGACAUCCAGUAGAUUCAGCGAGCAGAAGCAGCUAUACAGUUUGUAUCCAGAUUUAUCCUAGUUAAAUAGUUACGAAUAAGUUAAUUCACCAUGUUCGAGAUUAGCGAUACACAGAAAAUUGGUGUCGGCUUAGCCGGAUUCGGUGUGGCAUUUCUGUUUCUAGGAGUCCUACUACUAUUCGACAAAGGUUUACUAGCAAUAGGAAACAUUCUUUUCAUAUGCGGACUGGCCUGCGUGAUAGGGCUGGAGCGGACGUUCCGGUUCUUUUUCCAGAAGCACAAGGUCAAGGCUUCGAUUGCAUUCUUCGGCGGAAUCCUGAUCGUUCUGCUCGGCUAUCCGUUGAUCGGAAUGCUCAUCGAAACCUACGGCUUCAUACUGCUGUUCAGCGGAUUCUUCCCGGUGGCCAUCAACUUCCUGCGGAGGGUGCCCGUUCUGGGUAACUUCCUCAACAUGCCCGGAGUCAGCAAGAUUGUGGACCGACUGGCGGGAGACUCGAAUCGAACUACGGUAUGAUAGCAAUCUGGUUCUAAGAACACAAACAACUCUUUUCUAGCACUAGUAAGCGGCGUCGUUGGUAAGGAAACAGUAUAAGGUGUAAGACAAAUAUUGCGACUGUGUGGAAGAAGUCUAACGAAUCAAUCGCUGCUAAAACAACACUUUCCGGGAUUUUCCUUGCUUUUCGUUUUGUAUCAAAAGCGUGAUGAUGAUGAUGAUGAAAUAAUAGGUAUACCAAAUGAAGUUGCAUUCGCGAUUUGUAUUUUGUUUUGUUUAAUUAAAUGCUCCCACCUUGCAUAUACCUGAAAUAAUGGAUCGAUUUUGUUUAAAUUGAGACCCGAUUUGUGGAAAGUGGAAAGGACCAUGUUAGAGGUGUAGUAGUAUUUUUU
This is a messenger RNA of Ochlerotatus camptorhynchus, 1123 nucleotides long. Its product is annotated as vesicle transport protein GOT1B. The record is from RefSeq and is a predicted model, not a curated record. Gene Ontology annotation, cellular component: endoplasmic reticulum; membrane. NCBI's taxonomy places the organism in Eukaryota, Metazoa, Arthropoda, Insecta, Diptera, Culicidae. Gene Ontology annotation, biological process: endoplasmic reticulum to Golgi vesicle-mediated transport; retrograde transport, endosome to Golgi. The coding region runs from base 330 to 752 and encodes 140 amino acids. The transcript is spliced from 4 exons.